Molecule: messenger RNA, 798 nt
Organism: Abrus precatorius (Indian licorice)
Lineage: Eukaryota; Viridiplantae; Streptophyta; Magnoliopsida; Fabales; Fabaceae
Product: protein LIGHT-DEPENDENT SHORT HYPOCOTYLS 6-like
Exons: 1
Coding region: 142-798 (218 amino acids)
Biological process (GO): mRNA transcription; response to light stimulus
Cellular component (GO): nucleus
Source: RefSeq, a predicted model, not a curated record
AAUAAAAAACACAACACAGUCUCUGAUUUUCCCAAACCCCCAAAAAUACAAGCAAAAAGAAAACUCACUAUUUAAAACCCAUUUCACUAACCCAACAGCAAAAGACAUAACUGAAUUAGGGUCUUGUGGUUACUCAUCAUCAUGGACGCUGCAUCCGGGGCAGUGGCUCCGCCGACUGCAGCCACUGCAGCUGAGCCUCCACAGCCGGAGGGAUCAUCGGCCGCGGCGCCCAGCCGUUACGAGUCGCAGAAGCGGCGCGACUGGAACACUUUCUUGCAGUACCUGCGGAACCACAAGCCGCCAUUGACGUUAGCGCGCUGCAGUGGGGCGCACGUGAUCGAGUUCUUGAAGUACUUGGACCAGUUCGGGAAGACGAAGGUGCACAUAGCGGGGUGUCCUUACUUUGGACACCCCAACCCUCCAUCGCCCUGUGCCUGCCCUCUCAAGCAGGCUUGGGGCAGCCUCGACGCCUUAAUUGGUCGACUCCGGGCGGCCUUCGAAGAAAACGGAGGCCGCCCUGAGUCGAAUCCGUUCGGCGCCCGUGCUGUGAGAAUUUACCUUAGAGAGGUAAGAGAAGGCCAAGCUAAGGCCCGAGGAAUCCCCUAUGAGAAGAAGAAGCGUAAGAGAGCCACCGUCACAGCCGCCGUUGUGUCCGCCGUGAGCGGUAGCAGUCAUAAUAAUAAUAAUACUGCAAGCGGCGCUGGCGGCGGCAGUGGUGACACUAAUGGAGCUGGUGUUAGUGUAGCUUCUGCCACUCCUGCUAGUGCUACCCCUAGUGUUACUACAACCACCGUAUAA